This is a messenger RNA of Kalmanozyma brasiliensis GHG001, 1281 nucleotides long. RefSeq lists its product as uncharacterized. The coding region runs from base 1 to 1281 and encodes 426 amino acids. Lineage: Eukaryota; Fungi; Basidiomycota; Ustilaginomycetes; Ustilaginales. The record is from RefSeq and is a predicted model, not a curated record. The transcript has a single exon.
AUGCCCGUUUCAAUUACCAACGCGACGUCCUUUGUGCCUCUCUCAGAGGUGACCCACCUGCACUUCAUCAGCCUCACUCCACCAGAGUGCUUGAUCGCGUUCCUGGUCGGCAAUGCAGAUAUGAUCAAGGCGUUCGGCCAGCCACUAGCCGCACAAAUGCAGGCGGAUAUCGCUUCAGGCCAUUCGCCUAACGAGAAGCUAGAAUGCUUGCGCUUAUCGCAGCUACCGGAAGAGGCUCUGCACCACUUUGGAGAGUACAUCGCUUGGCGUAAGGCGACGGAUGCGUUCAGCCAAUUGUCGCCAGCAAAGCAGGCUCUACGAACACCUCUCGACGAGCCAGACGUCUUGAUGGAGAUAUCGGGGAACUCGACCGUCCGGGAUAUCCUAUACGACCUAGCCGUCAACUCGUGCAGGCUGCCUCGUCUCAGGCUGCUGAUCCUCGACACGCAACUUUGUCCGUUGACACCACCAAAGGAUGCGCUCAAGCUACUCGUCGAACAAGGAGCAUUGACAGACGUCUCGAAGCGUUUUCCAGGCCUUCCGCAAUCGGGCUGCGGAUGCGGGUCGCAAGAGCACUACGCUACGACUUUUGUUUCAUCCUUGUUCAACGAUAUGAAGCAGAACUCUGAGGACGGAGACUCGAUGAAUGCCACAAAUCUCCUGCGCUCGGACGAAGAAGCAAAGUCGUGGAGCCGUCUUCUGGACAGCAUGGACGAGCAUUGGCGCCUCACACAAGAGGGAAAGCAUGCCCUGAUCAAGCUUUGGAACAGCUCUCGCUCGAAAAAUGCGACCAACGCCACAGUACCUGUGCACACCGAGAUUCGCAUCGCAGCCGGAAGACACUGCAACCUUACCUCGGACGAGCUGGAACGAGACUUCCACUGCGCAGUGGAGAAUCUCAAGUCGCCUCCGACCGCCUCCUCGUCGAAUUCCAAGCACGACAGCGGCGCUUCACAUGACCUGGGCCUCUGGGCUGACCCAGACGUAUUCUCCGUGAUCGAAACUAGGCCCUGGCUCCCUUAUCUUCAGCUCAACCAGUACGGCUGCUGCUUUUGGACGGGCGAACUUCCCCGAGAUAACGACGCAAGUUCAAGACUUCCCGGCAGCCAGAGCAUCGUCAAUCCUCCCAUCGUACCCCUCGACGAGGCAAAGCUCGACGAGCAAGCAAAGCUCGAGCUCGAGAGGCUCAAGAGGGCGCGGGCGAUGGAUGAAUUGGUCGAAGCCAAGCGGCAGCGAAUAGAGGCCGCCGGACUCGACCAAUCCGAACCCUCGAUUCACUAG